Prorocentrum cordatum is the source of this 984-nucleotide messenger RNA. The record is from the annotation of a GenBank genome assembly. NCBI's taxonomy places the organism in Eukaryota, Dinophyceae, Prorocentrales, Prorocentraceae.
CUCCAGCCGCGGCGCGGGCGCACCGCGCGGGGCCGCGGCGCGCGGCCCGGCGCCCUCGCGGGCGGCUUGCCCCCCCUCCGGCCCGCCGGUGGGCUGCCGGGGGGGCGGUCCCUGCCCGCGCCGAGAUGUCUUCCUCCGUUGCAGGCGAUGAGGUCACGAGGCUGUGGCGGGUGCGGAAGACGGUCUUCCAGAUGUUGAGGGACCGCGAGUACCAGGUCCCGCAGAAGCUCCUGGAGGAGUCCAAGGAUCGGGAGUUCGAGAGCGCCUGGAAGCAGGCCUCCGAGGAGGGCUGCGGCCGGGAGAAGUUCAUCAUUCUCGUGUACAAGAAGGGGAACCCGGCGCAGCAGCUCAUCGUGUUCUUUCCGGAGGACUUCGAGAACAAGCGCGUGGGCGUGAAGCCCAUCCGGAUCCUGGCGGAGAAGAUGGACGAGAAGGGCAUCCGGGAGGCGAUCCUGGUGGUGAGACAGCCGCUCACGCCGCUGGCACAGACGGCCAUCAAGGAGGCCAUGUCUAAGAUGCGCAUAGAGGUGUUCGCCGAGAGCGAGCUGAUAGUGAACAUCACGCACCAUGAGCUCGUGCCCAAGCACCAGCCUCUCACAGACGAGGAUCGAAAGCAGCAGCUGCUGCAGCGCUACAGGAUGAGGCCCACCCAGCUGCCGCGGGUGCAGCUCUCGGACCCGGGGGGACCCGAUCCCGCGGUACUUUGGGAUGCGGAAAGACGACGUGGUCAAGAUCAUCCGGCCCUCUGAGACGGCAGGCCGGUACGUGACGUACCGCCUGGUCGUCUGAGCCGCGGGGCGCUGCGGGUCCGCCCCUGUGCUUCGGCAUCGUGCGCAGAGUCCAGCUCGGCCCGACUUGAGCGUAUAUGCGGGCGGGCCUCCGUGCAGCGGCCGCCACGCGUGCCCUGCGUGCCACGGGCGCGUGGAUCCCGGACCUGCCCGCCCCCCGCCCGUCCCCUCUCCUUCGCUGACCUUCCAGGAGGGC